AUUUCCCGGCAGCGCCGGGCGCCGAGCGGCCGCGGCCAUGGCGGAGCGGGGCCGGGGCUGGGCCCGCGCCGUGCGGGGGCUGCUGCUCGAUGUCAGCGGCGUCCUCUACGACAGCGGAGCCGGCGGCGGCGUCCCCAUCGCCGGCUCGGCCGAGGCCGUGCGCAGGAUCAAAGCCUCUGGGCUGAAGCUGCAGCUCUGCACCAACGAAACCCAGGCGACCCGGGAGAGUUUUGUGAGGAAGCUGCGGGCCAUGGGCUUCGACAUCUCGGUGGCGCAAGUGACGGCGCCGGCGCCGGCCGCCUGCCGCCUCCUGAGGGAGCGGGGCCUGAGGCCACACCUGCUGGUGCACAACGAUCUUAUCCCUGAAUUUGCUGAGAUUGAUAAGACAAACCCAAACUGUGUGGUUCUUGGAGAUGCAGCAGAGAACUUCACCUAUGCAAACCUUAAUGAGGCUUUCCGACUUCUGAUUGGGAUGGAGAAGCCUGUUUUGAUCUCCCUUGGAAAAGGACGCUACUAUAAAGAAACUGAUGGGCUGAAACUUGAUGUUGGAGCAUAUAUGAAGGCAUUGGAGUAUGCUUGUGAUAUCCAGGCUGAGGUGGUGGGGAAACCAGCAAAAAGGUUUUUUGAGUCAGCCCUGGCAGAGCUGGGAGUUCCACCAGAGCAGGCCAUCAUGAUCGGGGAUGACAUCGUGAAUGAUGUCGGGGGAGCCCAGCAGUGCGGGAUGAGAGCGCUGCAGGUGCGGACGGGCAAGUACAGGCCGUCCGAUGAAAACCACCCCGAGGUGAAGCCCGAUGCCUACGUGAACAACCUGGCUGAGGCUGUGGACAUCAUCCUCCAGGAGCUGUAAAUCCCAGCAGGAGCAGGGAUGAACCCUCACGUGCAGCCCCUCCAUGGAACCAUUUCAUCCUCUCCCACCUCCAUGUCACCUGAAUGAACCCAGCCCAGCCUUGUCCAGGGUGGUGGGCACCCGCCUUCCGAAAUAUUUCACAUAAUGGUACUAAAAUGAUCUACUGACCUCCCAUCCAAGGGAACACCAAACCUGCUGUCCUCUGGCAAGUCUUGAAUGUCCUGCCCUUGGUGCCUGUGAGGGGCCUCAGCCUCCUCUGGGUGAUGCUGGGGGGCUGUUUCCCCUUUACAUCUUUGCUCACCUGGGGAGGUGGGAAACAGGGAACCCGGGCACCCCCUCAUGAAUGGAUUUACCUGUUUAACCCCCAUGUCCUGUGCCUUUUGGGGUGCCUGAGUGGGAUGGGGGAUGUCCUUGGGGGCUGAUGGAGGCCACCAAGCUCCUGUGUGUGCCUCAGGUGGCACAAAAGCCCUGGGGAGGGGACAGCCCCACGUGCCUUGGCAAGGCAGGAGCUGUGGUUCUGCCAGGAUCAGCCUGUCUGGAGCAGCCCCAGGAGAGGGCACAGGAAUCAGUAACACGUUAGGGAGUAACUGCACCAUCCUGUCAGGAAUAAACCCUGUCCUUUGGAUCUG
Messenger RNA from Motacilla alba alba, 1476 nucleotides. It is a transcript of the gene LHPP, whose product is annotated as phospholysine phosphohistidine inorganic pyrophosphate phosphatase. Gene Ontology annotation, biological process: dephosphorylation. The record is from RefSeq and is a predicted model, not a curated record. Gene Ontology annotation, cellular component: cytosol. The transcript has 7 exons. Gene Ontology annotation, molecular function: phosphatase activity; inorganic diphosphate phosphatase activity. NCBI's taxonomy places the organism in Eukaryota, Metazoa, Chordata, Aves, Passeriformes, Motacillidae. The coding region runs from base 38 to 847 and encodes 269 amino acids.